AUGUUUUCCUUCCGUAUUUUCGCACUUGCCAGUGUAAUCGCAGUCCUGGCCCCUUGCUCUUUGGCAAGGCCUAAGACGCCAUGUCCUAUUGAGAGUCGUUCAGCAUCAGAUAUCAUAAAAGAGCUUGGGCUUACUCCGAACAUCGAGAAAGGAUUUUACACUCAGACAUUCGAGAGCACGGAAAAGUUUAGCAGCAACCGUUCUCUUAGUACCGCCAUAUACUACCUCUUGGAAGGGUCCGCUGGUCCUUCCAUCUGGCAUCGGCUUGAUGCUGCGGAGGUCUGGCACUACUAUGCUGGCGCUCCUCUUACUUUGUCACUAUCCUACGAUGACGGGACGCCUAUAGAAGAGGUUGUGUUGGGCCCGGACAUCUUUGAUACUCAACAACCCCAAAUUGUGAUCGCAAAGAACCAGUGGCAAAGAGCAACCAGCCAUGGCAGGUGGUCCUUAGUUGGAACGACUACUGCGCCAGGUUUUGUUGAGGCGGGCCUUGAACUUGGAGAGCCAGAUUGGAUGCCCAGAACCGCUUAA
Colletotrichum truncatum is the source of this 531-nucleotide messenger RNA. RefSeq names its product cupin family protein. The record is from RefSeq and is a predicted model, not a curated record. Lineage: Eukaryota; Fungi; Ascomycota; Sordariomycetes; Glomerellales; Glomerellaceae. Gene Ontology annotation, cellular component: intracellular anatomical structure.